Symbiodinium pilosum is the source of this 305-nucleotide messenger RNA. Lineage: Eukaryota; Dinophyceae; Suessiales; Symbiodiniaceae. The record is from the annotation of a GenBank genome assembly.
GCACCCCACGACCCAGAUCGCCAGCAAAGCUGCUCGCUGCUGCCUCUUCAGUUCCUGGCCUUCUGCCGCACGCGCCCAUCCGCCUGGCCGACCUGCAUGGUAUUUCGAUAUCUGGCUGUUUGCUGCUCCGCUGAUGCAUGCUGCAAAGCUGCAAGAGCAGCAUUUCGCAAACUUGCGGCAAUGGAAGACAUUUUGGAAAUCCGCGGAAGUGUGGAUUUCAUCUGCAUGUGCACUGGCACAAGCGACCCUGCCAAUCAUCGCUGCCAGCAUCGGCAGACUGCAGAAAGGCGCACAAUCUCGGAUGA